Sclerotinia sclerotiorum 1980 UF-70 is the source of this 336-nucleotide messenger RNA. RefSeq lists its product with no specific name. The record is from RefSeq and is a predicted model, not a curated record. Bases 1 to 336 code for a protein of 111 amino acids. Lineage: Eukaryota; Fungi; Ascomycota; Leotiomycetes; Helotiales; Sclerotiniaceae. The transcript has 3 exons.
AUGCCUGUCAACGCCCGCAUAGGGCUUAAAGGCGAUAUAGCAGAUCCAGCUGGAAAUGUGCUCUACAGAGAUGAGUUCUGUAUUAAUGUUGGCUGGGUUUCACAAGGAGAAAAGAUUUGGUAUCCUGCUGAGUUUCUCAAGAUUUGGGACUGGCAGGUUGUUCGUAGCAAAGAUCCAAAUUUGAGACAAGUCAUGGUGAAAACAGCAAUGAGGAACUUCGGUCUCAAGGUUGAAAGGAAACCUACUGUUGUAAGACAACAACCUCAAGUAGAGUUCGGUAACAAAAAUAUCAUCACGCUUGGAGCCAACGAACUUUCAGAUAAUCACGCCUCUUAG